Molecule: messenger RNA, 597 nt
Organism: Trypanosoma brucei brucei TREU927
Lineage: Eukaryota; Euglenozoa; Kinetoplastea; Trypanosomatida; Trypanosomatidae
Product: ubiquitin-conjugating enzyme E2, putative
Exons: 1
Coding region: 1-597 (198 amino acids)
Source: RefSeq, a predicted model, not a curated record
AUGCUCUCACGCAUCAAGAGGCAGCAAGAGGAGGCGCAGGCGGCCACCAGGUCUGGUGGUGAAAGCGCAAUAAAUCAACCGGGGCAGAAAGAAUCCAUGGCUGUUUUACGCCUCAAAAAUGAUUUAGACAAUUUAGACGGUAUUUGCAGCAAGGUUGUGAUUCCCGAUCCAGAUAACAUGCUGCGGAUGAAGGUCACCGUCCGUCCAUCCCGGCCUUCCAUUUGGCAUGGAGGAUUCUUCGAUUUCCUUCUAGAGUUCCGUGAGGAAUACCCGUACGAAGGCCCAAGAGUGCGGUACGUGGGGCCCAACCGAGUGUGGCAUCCGAACAUUGAGGGAAGUGAAUUUGCUGAAAAGGAAGGUAUGGAGAAGGCAUCACGAAAGACGGAGUGGAGUGUUUGUCUAAGUUUCCAGACGGAUUGGAAACCAACUUUCAGUCUUCGUGAUGUUAUUAUCAUGAUUGAACUCCUCUUCCAAGAUCCCAACCCUGAUGAUCCGCUACACGGAACGUCAAAACAGGCGGCACAGAUGAUGAAAGACGACCCUGUGAGGUUUAGGACGAAGGCUCGUUACUGGAUGAGUGGGCAUUAUAUCGACUGA